Molecule: messenger RNA, 4150 nt
Organism: Morus notabilis
Lineage: Eukaryota; Viridiplantae; Streptophyta; Magnoliopsida; Rosales; Moraceae
Product: WD repeat-containing protein 11
Exons: 20
Coding region: 77-4135 (1352 amino acids)
Cellular component (GO): cytoplasm
Molecular function (GO): protein binding
Source: RefSeq, a predicted model, not a curated record
GUUUAGACACUUAAGACAAGUCACGAAAGGACGUUUCCACUCCCACAUCUCUAUUGCCCGCGAUUAAAAACCCAAAAUGACUAGCCCGAGACCGGCAGCGGCGGCCAUGGUCGUGGCGGCGCCGCCGUUGCCACAAGAUUCCUGGGACAGCAUGCUGCCGGGCCCACCGAGCCGGAGCAACUUCGGAUCGGCCGACCUCAGCCCCUCCGGCCUCCUGGCCUUUGCCUCCGGCAGCUCCAUCUCCGUCGUCGAUUCCCGCUCAAUGCAGCUCGUCUCCACCGUCCCCAUGCCUCCUCCCACCACCUCCAAUUCCUCCUCUUCUCUCUCCCCCUUCGUCACCGCCCUCCGCUGGACCCCACUCCCCCUCCGCCGCGAUCUCCUCUCCACCGAGCCCUCCACCUCCCACCUCCUCCUCGCCGCCGCCGACCGCCAGGGCCGCAUCGCCCUCGUCGACUUCCGCCUCCGCUCCCCUGUCCUCUGGCUCGAGUCCGAUCCCGUUCGGUUAGGGAUUCAGGACCUCUGCUGGGUCCAGGCAAGGUCCGACUCCUUCCUCCUCGCCGCGAUCGCCGGUCCGUCUUCUCUCUCUCUUUUCAACACCUCCACCGGCCGAUGCUUCUGGAAGUACGACGCCGGACCGGAGUUCCUCUCCUGCAUUCGCCGGGAUCCCUUCGAUUCGCGCCAUUUCUGCGUGAUCGGACUCAAAGGAUUUCUAUUGUCCGUCAAGGUGUUGGGGGAGACCGAGAACGACGUCGUUAUUAAGGAGUUACAGAUUCGGACCGAUUGCGCCGAGUUGCUGAAGCUGGAAAGGGACGCGGCGAAUGGAGGAUCUUCGUCUUCUUCUUCUUCUUCUUCAUCAUCGUCGCCGGCGUCGGCGGUUUUUCCGCUUUACAUUGUGAAAUUUGCGUUUUCGCCGCGGUGGAGGCAUAUCCUGUUCGUGACGUUUCCGAAGGAGCUGGUGGUGUUUGAUUUGCGGUACGAAACGGUGCUCUUCUCCACUGCCUUGCCUCGCGGCUGCGGGAAGUUUCUCGACGUGUUGCCGGAUCCGAACAAUGAGUUUCUCUAUUGUGCUCAUCUGGACGGGAAGCUCAGUACAUGGCGGCGAAAAGAGGGAGAGCAGGCACACAUAAUGUGUUCGAUGGAAGAGUUGAUGCCCUCAUUAGGCACAUCUGUGCCUUCUCCUUCAGUUCUUGCUGCCGUAAUCUGCCAGUCGGAUUCCCCCUUGGAAAAUGUUGGCAAGAUUUAUUCCAAUGUACCUAAUUCGCCUUUCCCGGUUGAGGAUUUUGAUAGUCCUUUUGAUUUCUAUGAUGAGCCACUUCUCGUUUCCAAGACACACUUGAUCUCCAUUUCUGACGAUGGGAAAAUAUGGAACUGGCUCUUGACCGCUGAAGGGGACGAAGAUACUCAGAAGGAAGAUAUUAGCGUGGGAAUGGUUGCUGAUGCUAGUGAAAUGCCUGUCUCAGGGGCAAAUACUGAUGGUACAAGCUCUUCAACAGAAGGACUUGCAACGGAAGCAGGCAAGAAGAGAGAGCAUGUGACUGGUUGCAGAAUUAGUGGUGCAAACUCCACCAGCAAGCAAGCAGAUAUGUCAUUUAAGAUUAGCUUAGUUGGGCAGCUUCAGCUUCUUUCAUCACAAGUGACUAUGCUAGCUGUACCAUCACCUUCUUUAACAGCUACCUUGGCCCGUGGGGGAAAUCAUCCCGCUACAGCUGUUCCAUUGGUUGCUUUGGGAACUCAAAGCGGUAUGAUUGAUAUUGUUGAUGUUUCGGCCAAUGCCGUUGCUGCAAGUUUCUCUGUUCACAGUGGUAUGGUUAGGGGAUUACGAUGGCUUGGAAAUUCGAGGGUAGUUUCAUUUUCGUAUAGUCAGGUAAAUGAGAAAUCUGGAGGUUAUAUUAACAAGCUUGUUGUGACCUGUCUUAGAAGUGGCCUUAAUAGACCAUUCCGAGUACUACAAAAGCCAGAACGUGCACCCAUAAGGGCUCUAAGGGCCUCUUCCUCUGGAAGGUACCUGUUAGUUUUGUUUCGCGAUGCACCAGUAGAAGUUUGGGCAAUGACUAAAAGUCCUAUUAUGCUUAGAUCAUUAGCACUUCCAUUUACGGUAUUGGAAUGGACCCUUCCAACAGUUCCACGGCCUGGUCAAAAUGGACCUGCUAGGCCAUCAUUGUCAUCCUCCAAAGAUCAUCCAUCUGGGGAAGCAGAUCGGGCAUCUUCAACAGACUCCAAGACCUCGGAUGGAUCUCAAGAUGAAAGUUCUGAGAGCUUUGCAUUUGCACUUGUAAAUGGUGCUCUUGGUGUUUUUGAGGUUCAAGGACGAAGAAUCCGUGAUUUCAGACCAAAAUGGCCCUCUUCUUCAUUUGUCUCGUCAGAUGGGCUAAUAACAGCCAUGGCGUACCGCUUGCCUCAUGUGGUUAUGGGAGACAGGUCGGGAAACAUUCGCUGGUGGGAUGUGACAACUGGACAUUCGUCCUCCUUUAGCACUCACAGAGAAGGGAUUCGGCGAAUUAAAUUCUCCCCUGUUGUUCCUGGUGACCGGAGUAGAGGGCGUAUUGCUGUGCUGUUUUAUGACAAUACGUUUUCCAUUUUCGAUCUUGAUUCGCCGGAUCCAAUGGCCAAUUCGCUUUUAGAGCCACAGUUUCCUGGAACUCUUGUGCUGGAACUUGAUUGGGUACCUUCGCGAACUGAUAAAAAUGAUCCAUUGGUACUGUGCAUCGCUGGAGCUGAUAGUAGCUUUCGUCUUUUAGAGGUUAAAGUAACUGACAAAAAACCUGGUUACACAUCCCAGUUGAGACCUACAAAAGAACGGUUCCGGCCAAUGCCUUUAUGUUCUCCCAUACUACUUCCUACACCACAUGCCCUGGCAUUACGAAUGAUCUUGCAAUUAGGUGUAAGGCCCUCUUGGUUUAAUACCUUCAGUACAACUUUAGAAAAGAGGCCUCACCUAAUUCCUGGAACUCCUAAAUCCAGUGGGGACCUUCGAAAUUACAUGAUUGAUUUACCACCUAUUGGAGACCCUGUGGUGCCAGAGUUGCUACUUAAAAUAUUAGAACCCUAUCGUAAAGAAGGAUGCAUACUUGAUGAUGAGAGAGCAAAAUUAUAUGCUAAGCUGGUGAACAAAGGUUGUGCCAUGAGGUUUGCUUUUGCUGCUGCUGUCUUUGGUGAAUCCUCUGAAGCACUUUUUUGGCUACAACUGUCUCGUGCUCUCAACCAUUUGAUGAGGAAGUUAGUAAAUAGGCCUCCACAAAAGUCUGCGGAAUCGGCAGCUGAUUCAGAGCUUGAUGAUAGAUCAAUCUUGAGUAGGAUAACAUCAAAAGGGAAAUCAGUGCCUGGGACAGGAAAAAAGGAUCCAUUGAAUCAAGGUGGCUUCAGUUUGAUGGCUUUUGAACAAGAAGAGCUGUGGGCAAAUGCCAAUGAGCGUAUCCCUUGGCAUGAGAAAUUGGAGGGAGAAGAGGAUGUUCAGAAUCGUGUGCAUGAGCUCGUGUCGGUCGGGAAUCUUGAAGCUGCAGUUAGUUUAUUGCUUUCAACUAAUCCUGAGAGCAAAUACUUUUACGUGAAUGCUCUACGUGCAGUCGCUCUUUCUUCUGCCGUGUCAAGUUCUCUUCUCGAACUUGCAGUGAAGGUUGUGGCAGCCAACAUGGUCCAGACUGAUAGGUCAUUGUCUGGCACUCAUCUUCUCUGUGCUGUUGGAAGGUAUCAAGAAGCUUGUUCUCAGCUACAAGAUGCUGGGUGCUGGACUGAUGCUGCGACUUUAGCUGCUACGCAUUUGAAGGGAUCCGAUUAUGCAAGGGUAUUGCUAAGAUGGGCUGACCAUGUCCUUCACAACGAACACAACUUAUGGAGGGCUCUGAUUUUGUAUGUUGCGGCUGGGGCACUGCAAGAGGCACUGGCUGCGCUUCGUGAAGCCCAACAACCCGACACAGCCGCCAUGUUCAUCCUUGCUUGCCGUGAAAUCCAUUCUGAAAUCAUCUCUGAUUUGGGACACUCGGAUGAUGAAUCUAGUUCUUCUACCAAGGAAAAGCUGCUCAAGUUGCCUGGCUUAGAUCCAGAAAAUGAAGACGUUAUUGCAGUUGGUGAAUAUUACGGAGAAUAUCAAAGAAAAUUGGUACAUCUGUGCAUGGACUCACAACCGUAUUCCGACUAAUGUCAUGUUAGGUUG